AUGCUGGUGCUAAACUGUGCUACCAAAUUACUGACACUGGAAAAAGUGCUCAAGAGUCACUUUCCCGAAUCACUCAAGGUGUAUGGAGCAGUGAUGAACAUAAAUCGUGGGAACCCCUUUCAAAAGGAAGUGGUAUUGGACUCAUGGCCAGACUUCAAAGCUGUCAUCACUCGGCGUCAGAGAGAGGCUGAGACAGACAACCUGGACCAUUACACAAACGGCUAUGCUGUGUUCUACAAGGAUGUGAGAGCUUACCAACGGCUGCUGGAAGAACCUGACGUUAUCAACUGGGACCAGGUUUUUCACAUACAAGGGCUGCAGAGUGAGCUGUAUGACGUUUCCAAAGCUGUUGCCAGCUCCAAGCAGUUGGAUGUGAAGCUAACUUCCAGCAAGGCGGUCCGUUUGUCCCUGGUCUCAGCUCCGCCAGACACCAGUCUCCUAAGGAGUUCUCCCCCGCGACUCACCUACCUGAGUGUAGCUGAUGCUGAUCUGCUCAACCGGACCUGGUCGCGGGGCGGCAAUGAGCAGUGUCUCCGGUACAUCGCCAACCUCAUCUCCUGCUUCCCCAGCGUGUGUGUCCGCGAUGAGAACGGACGCCCGGUCUCUUGGUCUAUCACAGACCAGUUUGCCACCAUGUGCCACGGCUACACCCUGCCAGAGCAUCGCAGGAAAGGGUACAGCCAGCUGGUGGCCCUCACCCUGGCCAGGAAGCUGCACAGCCGGGGCUUCCCCAUGCAGGGCAACGUCCUCGAUGACAACGUGGCCUCCAUAAGCCUCCUGAAGACGAUCAAAGCCGAGUUCUUGCCUUGUCGCUUCCACCGGCUCAUCCUCACCCCGGCAGCUUUGUCCAGCCAAGUUCACCUCUAG
This is a messenger RNA of Eptesicus fuscus (big brown bat), 867 nucleotides long. It is a transcript of the gene GLYATL3, whose product is annotated as glycine-N-acyltransferase like 3. The record is from RefSeq and is a predicted model, not a curated record. Gene Ontology annotation, cellular component: mitochondrion. The coding region runs from base 1 to 867 and encodes 288 amino acids. Gene Ontology annotation, molecular function: glycine N-acyltransferase activity. Lineage: Eukaryota; Metazoa; Chordata; Mammalia; Chiroptera; Vespertilionidae. The transcript is spliced from 5 exons.